This is a messenger RNA of Conger conger (European conger), 4719 nucleotides long. RefSeq names its product transcription factor CP2-like 1 (gene tfcp2l1). Gene Ontology annotation, biological process: regulation of transcription by RNA polymerase II. The coding region runs from base 1959 to 3125 and encodes 388 amino acids. The transcript has 13 exons. Gene Ontology annotation, molecular function: DNA-binding transcription activator activity, RNA polymerase II-specific; RNA polymerase II cis-regulatory region sequence-specific DNA binding. NCBI's taxonomy places the organism in Eukaryota, Metazoa, Chordata, Actinopteri, Anguilliformes, Congridae. Gene Ontology annotation, cellular component: nucleus. The record is from RefSeq and is a predicted model, not a curated record.
ACGCCAAAAUACCACCUUUUCAGUAUAUUUUAUGUGCAGCCACGUCCCCUGCGGUAAAAACGCACGAAGAGACCCUGACUUAUCUAAACCAAGGUACAGUUAACUUCUUCCAUUUUUGCUGAAAGACAGUUUUUUUUAAUUGUACAGUGUGCUUUUGACCCCACUAGUUACAUAUAGAAGGACAGAACAUUUCAUACAUUUGCAUUUCUACAAUAAAUGUUGUGUAUUUUAUCACACCCAGCAAAGUGAAUCUAAAUCAGCUAGAGCCUACAAUAGGCAACUUUUACACAAAUUAAAUGUGUGGGGUGAUCCGUAAGCAUUUAAAGCAUGGCUGAGAGAUAUUCAAGAAUUUAUUUAUACUUGUUUCAAAUGUUUGUCAAUAUUUUAAUUUCAUCUUCUCCUACUAAGCCUACCUUUUCUCUCAUAAAAUCAUACAUGCCUUAUGUCCCGAACUGUACUGUUUACACCGGUAUUCUGAAGAAUAGAAUUUAAGAGAUGUUGGAUUAAGCCACUCCCCCGUUAUACUUGCUCACGUAGAAUCUCCCAAUGUACAAACUAAUGCACUAGAACAGACAUGCUGUGUGCACUUUAAACCCCUCAGAAUAAAUGCCCUUCAGUUACAAUAUUUCUUUUUUUAUAUUUUUCUCUAAACCUCCAUUCUGUCCACAUUUCUACUGGCCCUCCUAGUAGAAAGCUGCCUAUUCCUUGUACAUGUACAAUUUAUUCUUUUUUCACACCUUUUAUUCAAAGGUGUUUACAAGGAAACUGCACUCUAAAGCAAAGCAACAGAAACAGGAAUAGCUCAUGCCAAAUGCUAUAUUUCAGUGGCAGCAUGUUUUACUUGGAGAUUUUCCCUUCCAGUUUUGUCAUAUUCAGUGUGUGUGUGUGUGUGUGUGUGUGUGUGUGUGUGUGUGUGUGUGUGUGUGUGUGUGUGUGUGUGUGCAUGUGCAUGUGAGAGAGAUAAUUGCAGACACUAGGAAUACUGUGUACAACUACACUUUUCACAGUGUGUUCCAAAUGAGCCAAUGCAGGUAUAACCCAUAAAACUGCUCUUUUCCAUCACGUAAAGGGCCAGGUUCAUGGACACAGAUUAAGGUUAGUCCUGGACUGUAUGGAGAAUCUUCAUUGAAAAUGUAUUCUCUAGGACUAGGUCUUAAUCUGUGUCAGUGAAAGUGGCCCAUAGUCUUAAAUCCUGCUGUGAACUUGUCGUGUCCUAUGAUAUUUUGACUUGUCUUCUGGGACAUUUUUUUAAAAUACACGAAACAUAUUUUACCCACAGAAAUGGCUUCAAUUAAUGUAAAAUGUAAUUCUUUUUGUGGGAAUUUGGUUAGUGCUUUUGGUAUAAUUUAUUUUCAAAGUACAACAAAACACAAUAUCAGUUGGAAAUAUCAUUUGUAUCGAUGUCAAAAUGUUGAUUUAAUAUUCCAAUAAUAAAUGCAGUUUUUCGAACUCCCAGUUUACUAGCAUUUCAAUAUUAAUGUCAUGAAGUGCAAGAACUCUUGCCAUUGGAAGAGGUGUACUUUUGCCUGAAUUCAUUAAGAAUAUACUUCAGUUUCACCUUCCAACUGACCUACUUUUUCUGAUUGAAUGAAUUUUCGUUUUUCAAUUUUAAUCAGGUUUGUUUUAAUUUCUUAAAAUGUAGGUCAGUCCUACGAAAUCCGUAUGCUUAACAGAAAACUAGUGGAGUAUACAGAUAUAAGCAGCAAAUGUGUGAAGUGUCACUUAGGAAUCCGUGGCCAUUAUUCCGAGUGCGAACCCUAUGAGUCUUCAGAUACUACAAUGGGAGUCAACUGACGCACACUUUGAGCUGUCAGCCCGCUGUUGGGCGGCGGUUGUGUGCGGUCAUGUGGCGGGGAGGCUGAGGGCUUCUGGGAAAGCUGUCCACGGCACGGAGUGGCGUUGGCGUGUGCGGCCGGACAGCUGUGGAGUGCGUCCGGUGGGUGCGGUGCCCGCCGGUGAUGCGUUGCCCUGCUUGUUUCCAGAGCAUUGUGCGAGUGCUGUUUCACGACCGGCGGCUGCAGUACACCGAGCACGAGCAGCUGGAGGGCUGGCGCUGGAGCCGGCCGGGCGACAGGCUCCUGGAUAUCGAUAUCCCCCUCUCUGUGGGAAUGUUGGAGUCGCGAGCACACCCACAACAACUCAACACCAUUGAGUUCCUCUGGGAUCCCAUGAAGAACAGCUCGGUGUUCAUACAGGUCCACUGCAUCAGCACAGAGUUCACCCCCCGAAAGCACGGAGGGGAGAAAGGGGUCCCCUUCCGCAUUCAGAUCGACACCUUCACUCAGAACGACGAUGGAGAAUACCUGGAUCACCUGCACUCUUCCAGCUGCCAGGUCAAAGUCUUCAAGCCCAAAGGUGCUGAUAGGAAACUGAAAACUGACAGGGAGAAGAUUGAGAAACGGACCCUUCAGGAUCGGGAGAAAUAUCAGCCUUCAUAUGAAAGCACAGUGCUGACCGAGUGUUCUCCCUGGCCUGACGUUCCCAGUGUCAGUAGCACCACCAGCACUCCGUCCCCUGCCAACCACACCUCCCCGCCCCCCUACACCAUCACCGAAGGAAACUGCUCUCCAAACCAGCAGGGAGAGCUGUUCCUGCCCAGCUGCUCUGAUUCGAUGGUUUUCACUAUGGCCUGCUUUUUGCAGCACCUCCUCCCAUCCUGCAGCCCCCAGGACACCCAGCUCUGGCUGCAUCGCCACAGGUUCUCCCCUUUCUGCCGGCUGUUCUCCAGAUUCUCAGGUGCUGACCUCCUGAAGAUGUCCAAAGAAGACUUCAUUCAAAUAUGUGGGCCGGCUGAUGGGAUUCGCCUCUACAAUGCCACCAAAGGGAGGUGCAUACAGCCACGGCUCACAGUCUACGUCAGUCAGCAGCAGCCCAAGCCAGCGGGAGGGGACGUGUACCACGCCAUCUACCUGGAGGACCUCACUACCCAAGAGCUGACGGAGAAGAUCGCCAACCUGUACAGAAUCUCCCCCAAACAAAUCAGCCAGGUCUACAGGCAGAGCCGCGCUGGAGUCCACGUGGUGGUCUCUGACGAGAUGGUCCAGAAUUUCACUGAGGAGAUGUGCUUUGUUAUAAGCCCACUGAAAGAUAAGAACAGUGAUGGAUUUAGUUUUGUCCUAAUAUGAACAGGAAGAGCAGCUAAACAGAGAAGAUGGGAGAUAUUUUCUCUCCAUGAAAUCUGGAACUCGGUUUACGAAAAAAUAAUUCGCUUUUUGUAUUUUUAUAUUAAGUUAUUGAUUGACUUUUGAUGACAUGUGUAAUUGUUUGUACAAAAAAAAGUGCAUUUAAAAAUAUUUUAUUGUAAAAAUGGAAUAUAAUCACUGGAAAGUUGAGUCUAAUAUCCAAAUCCUUGAAGUCCACUUAACUUGAACUCAACAGAGGUGUAAAAUCCAGGUUCAGAAAGUAAAAGUCCUCCCCAGUAUUUUGUUCCAAUGACCUGGAUUUGCUAAUUAGCAAAUUCUUCAGCCAGGAGGUAGAACCAAUUAGUGACAACCAACAAAACUCAUCACUGUGAAGUUGGAUGGUCUGUUACUGUGAUACUCCUGCAUGUAAACUUAUUUCAGGCUCAUGACCGUCCUGUCAUAAAAGCCUUUCAGGUUUUAAAUGUCGCAAGUUAAAUUCUGAGAAUCAUACCGUACACCAGGGAUCAUCAAAUCACAAAUCUCAUGGCCCAAUAACUACUGGUUUUCCACCCUCCCUUUAUCUGGGGGUCAGUUGUGAAGAAAUGCUGGCCAAUUGGUAGUGAUCAUUCUUUUAGUUAAUUACCUGGGAGAAAAGAAAACCAGGGUUGGAUUUAGAUUUAAGAGCUCGAUUUGAUGAUCCUGACGAUCUGUUGUCUGCAUGUUGUUAUAUUAGUAAACAUUAUUAAUUUGUUGGUGCACUUGGAUUCAUGGCAUGUUCACACAUGCCUGUACACAGGAAGCUGCAUUAUGUCUCUACAGAUGGACAUCAUAAUUCCAAAAACAGGGUUUCAUUUCAUAUGUAUUGCAUGGAAAGCUUGGUUCUUUUAAUAUCCCCCCCAGAAAUCUACCAUUCUACCAUUUGUCCAGUCUUAUACUUUAUGUAACAUUACAAUACGUGUCCAUGUUAUAUAUGUUUAAUUGUUUGAAAUUUCUUAAUGCCCCUGUUUUUAAAUCCAGUGAAAUCACAAGAAAUGUGUUGCCAGUUUUAAAUUCAGAUAUGAAAGAUGAAAGCUCAAAGCAAAUGAACAAAAAUCUGUAAUGAUUAAGGACGGGGUGUGUAGAAGUACUGAAGAUGGAUGUUAAGUGUAUUUUGUCCUUUUGUGUUAUGCAUGCCUCUUGUGAAAAGACUGCUGAUGUUGGUUUAGCAUUCUUUAGUUGUCUCUGUACUACUGAUUCUUGAUUUUCUUAGGUUAAGGCUCUACAAAACAAACUUUUACUAUUUAGUAUUUUAUGUCUGUGAUAUAACUACUGUAAUACAGUACAGCCCUGUGUUUUCAGUGUUUAUAGUUACUGCAAGUUAUUUUUUGUUUAACAGCAAAUAUGUGUUACUUUCCCUCCCGAGGCAUUGAUUGUAAAAUGGCUGAAUCUCUCUGAGUUGCUCAAAUCUGUUAAAUGGAUUUGAAAAGCCUUUCCUGUCGUAGCAAAAUAUAUAAUACUGUGUAUAUAAUACCAAAAUAAAGCAUUUUCACUGUUCUCUUUGUAAUCAAGUCUGGUUCUAUGUACACUGUUAAAAUCCAAUAAAAUGUUUCUUCACCAA